CACUCUCCGUGUCGGCUUUUUGUGUGUCUGUAAUCUCGUCGUCGUCGUCGCAAGGGUAUGAGUGAGAGUGGGGCAAACAGGUCGAGUCGAGUCGGUCGGGUCGGGUCGCGUACCUUUUGCACUGACUGUUCUAGGCAGUCAGGCACAAGAAGGCCUUUUGAAUAGUAGCGCUGAUGUGUGUUGUGUGCGCCCGGCAGAGAGAGUGCGUCUGAGCUUUGUGUCGUUGUUGUUGUAGUUGCUUUAAUCGUCGGUCGCGAGUCGAGAUUUCGAGAUUUCUGUGGCCAGCGACGGUGACCGUGACGUGCAUCAUCAUCUUAUCAGCACGAGUUGCGAAACACUGCGUUAUCAGCCUGCUCUUGUUUGUGUCCUGACUUUUUUUUUCGAUUGGAUUACGCGCGAUCGUGACACGAUCGCAAACUGUCAACGGUGAAACAUUUCAAGCGCGCGAGCGACGGAAACAUUUCGGUGUGAUCCACGUGAUUCGGCAGUGAUUCGCGAGUGAUUGACUGAUCGCGCGGCGGUGAAUCCGGAUUGAGUGUUUUUGUGUUUAUGAUUGCUGGGGCAAAAAAAAGGAAACUUGGAAGCGCAGCCGUGAGAGCUAUGAUUGUUGAGGGUUUGUGAUAAGAAGACGAUUUUUCUGUUUCUGUUUUUUGCUGUGAGUGAGAGUGAAAUCCCGGUUUUUCUGCGGCAAAACGGGAACGGAUUUCUGCGAAUCGCGGUGAUUUAAUCAGGAAAAAUUUUCCUCGAUAGCGUAGGCCCCGAUUGUGGGGCCAAAACCGGUAGCAAUAUUAUUACCCACAACUCGCUCAGCAUGUACGGAGGCGGUGUCCUGUGCCCGUCGCCCUCGACGGCGACCGGGUUCUACAACCCGCGCGGACAGGGUUCCGAGAUUGGCGCGCUGGAGCUGGGCUUCCCCCGGGGGAUGGCUCUGGUUCCGCCGCCACCGCACGGUGCCUGGCGGGAUCCGACCUCGCUCGGGUCGCACCUGCCCGUGUCCAGCACCAGCGAGGACAUUACGACCCUGGGCGGAGGAUCCGCUCCGCCCACCUCGAUCUCCUCGAUGCAGUCCAACACGUCCUCCUCGGUGGACAAGAAAGAUUUCAUAUCCUCGACCGGUUCCGGAACCGGCGGAUCCCAGCACAACGCGCUCGGCCUGGCCGUGUCCCAGCACGGCUCGUCCAUCGAGAAGAAGGAGUUCCUGUCGCUCCAGCAGAGCACCACCCCCCAGAGCAUGAACUCCCAGAACGGAAGCCAGCAGGACCUCAAAAACCAGAACAUCGAAUGUGUCGUCUGCGGCGACAAGAGCUCCGGCAAGCACUACGGCCAGUUCACAUGCGAAGGUUGCAAAUCGUUCUUCAAGCGAUCGGUCCGGCGGAACCUGUCGUACUCGUGCCGCGGCAACCGGAACUGCCCGAUCGACCAGCACCACCGGAACCAGUGCCAACACUGUCGACUACGAAAGUGCCUCAAGAUGGGAAUGCGACGCGAAGCUGUGCAACGCGGUCGAGUUCCGCCGUCGCAACCGCCGGGCCUGCCAUACGGCCAGUACACGAUACCAAACGGGGACGCCGUCACCGGCUUCAACGGGCACUCGUACCUUAGUUCCUACAUCUCGCUGCUGCUCCGGGCGGAACCGUACCCGACGUCCCGGUACGGCCAGUGCAUGCAGACGAACAACAUCAUGGGCAUCGACAACAUCUGCGAGCUCGCGGCCCGGUUACUGUUCUCGGCGGUCGAGUGGGCCCGCAACAUCCCCUUCUUCCCGGAUCUCCAGGUGACCGACCAGGUCGCCCUGCUGCGGCUAGUCUGGUCCGAACUGUUUGUGCUGAACGCGUCCCAGUGCUCGAUGCCACUGCACGUGGCCCCCCUGUUGGCCGCGGCAGGUCUGCACGCGUCCCCCAUGGCCGCCGACCGGGUAGUGGCCUUCAUGGACCACAUCCGGAUAUUCCAGGAGCAGGUGGAGAAGCUGAAGGCUCUGCACGUGGAUUCGGCCGAGUACUCCUGUCUGAAAGCAAUAGUCCUAUUCACAACAGAUGCCUGCGGUCUGUCGGACGUCGCCCACAUCGAGUCGCUGCAGGAAAAGUCCCAGUGCGCGCUGGAGGAGUACUGCCGGUCCCAGUACCCGAACCAGCCGACCCGCUUCGGCAAGCUGCUGCUCCGGUUACCCUCGCUGCGGACGGUCUCAUCGCAGGUGGGUUCCAAGGUGAUAGAACAGCUGUUCUUCGUUCGGUUAGUGGGCAAGACGCCGAUCGAGACGCUCAUCCGGGACAUGCUGCUGUCGGGAAGUAGUUUCUCCUGGCCGUACCUGCCUACGAUGUGACACACGGCCGUGUGGCGUCAGUU
Messenger RNA from Culex pipiens pallens (northern house mosquito), 2343 nucleotides. RefSeq names its product nuclear receptor subfamily 2 group F member 1-B (gene svp). The record is from RefSeq and is a predicted model, not a curated record. Gene Ontology annotation, biological process: cell differentiation; regulation of transcription by RNA polymerase II; anatomical structure development. The transcript is spliced from 5 exons. NCBI's taxonomy places the organism in Eukaryota, Metazoa, Arthropoda, Insecta, Diptera, Culicidae. Bases 812 to 2320 code for a protein of 502 amino acids. Gene Ontology annotation, molecular function: nuclear receptor activity; zinc ion binding; RNA polymerase II cis-regulatory region sequence-specific DNA binding.